AUGUCAAACUGUUCAUCAUUUUUUAAAAGUGAAACUGAAUUUGAAUGUACAAAUAAUGAAUUAACUUAUGAAUCAAUAUCAUUAAUCAAUAAAAAUACGGAAAAUGAUGAAGAACAACUAAAAGAAAAUUCAAUUUGUUCAAGUAAAGAUCUACUUAAUAAUGGUUUUUAUGUAUUAAAAACACCAUCAGUUCGUCCACGUCGUAUUCAUCAAACCAAUGAAUGUAGUAAACAAAUCUGUGUUCGAUAUGUUUCAUUUGAUUCACCAUCAAUAAAAGUUGUUCGUCGACGACGUGUCAUCGAAUCGAUUUAUUUACAUGUUCAACAAAAGAAAAGUAUAUUUGAAAAAUUUAUUCAUCUAUUUAAUGGAACAAAAUCAUCAACAAUUUAUGAAUUAGGUUUACAAUUUUUAUAUGUUUAUAAUGGAUUAUUUAAUUAUCGAGAAGGACAUACUUUUGUCAUGUUUUGUCGAACAAAUAUUUGGUAUUUAACUAUUGACAAAAUUAAAUAUAUUGAUUGUCAAUUAGAUGAACAUGGACCACAAUCAACAUUGAUACUCAAUUACAAAAAUCAAUUUACUUUUCUUCAGGUUUAG
Molecule: messenger RNA, 594 nt
Organism: Rotaria sp. Silwood1
Lineage: Eukaryota; Metazoa; Rotifera; Eurotatoria; Philodinida; Philodinidae
Source: the annotation of a GenBank genome assembly